AUUUAGUAAACACGUCAUAUUCAAAUUGAAAAACCUAAUCUGAAAUCAUUACAUUUAAAAAUGAAUUUUCCAGUUGAAGUGCUACCUUCGGUAGAUACAAUUGAUAUUAACGAAAUCAAUCAGAAAGUUCCUGAGUUAAAAUUGACAAUUGAUAACUUAAAAAGCGAGAUUUUACAAUAUACAGACAAUGUUUACAUCAAAUAUAGUAGCAUGUCCCGUCCUAAAAAGAAUAGAGAACUUCUCAACACGGCUCAAAAUAUCGAAGAAGAGAUUAAACAUUUAAUCCAAAACGCAGAAAAUGUUACCAAAACAGAUUUAUGCAAAGCUAAAGAGAAAUUAACAGAACACACCAAAAAACUAGACACUAUUGAUUUCACGUUAAAAAUCCUGUCUAAUAUUUGUAAAAUUAAUGAAAAAUUGAACGAGUUUACGACAUGUUUGCAGGCUAAUCAGUUUUACAAGUGUAGAAAAAUUCUAAGCUGCUUGGAAUAUAUUAUUAGUGAGAUUCCGGAUGAUGAAAAAUUACUUAUUAUCGAUCAACACCAGUUUACAAUUUAUGAGAGAUACAAACUACUAUUAAACAAAAUAAGACAUUGUUUUCAAGAAAAAGUGGUGACCAAAAGCGAAGAUAACUCUGCCAGUAUAAGGAUUUAUAGCGAUAUUUAUCCCUUAGAUCAAGCACUGUUGGCUAUGUUUUACAAUGAGUCUUCUGUAUUUACUUUAAGUGAGUUUGCAGGGUUUUUAUGGAAAAAUUUCUUUGUGCCUAUCGUGGACAGUGUAGUGGAGGUGAAAGUUGAUGCAAAUGAUACUUUUUCUACACUUUACUUGAGUAAUAUCAAUCUUAACAAAAAAUCUACAUAUAAAGAAGUGUUUUCUCAAUUAAUAUUAGUCUUAGAGUUCUUAAAAAAUAAUUUUAAUUUUCCUUUGACCGAUUUAGAAGCCACUUUAACUACUGUAGAGUAUAUAGGGUUGGAUAUACAGGAUAAUCUAUCUGAAUUAAUUAUUAAACAUUGUUUAGUGGAUACUAUACCUUCUACUGUUGAAGGACUUCAAAAUUACAAAGUAGUUAUCCAAGAUACAAAUAAAUUAGAAUUGGUUUUGAGGGAAACUAAGAUAUUUUCUGCAGAAACAGCUUCUUUAUUAGAAUAUGCCAACAAUAUAGACUUCCAUUUCAUUAAUAAAAAAUGUCAGGAUUAUACAUUACAUUCCCAGCAGAUAAUGAAGAAAGAUCUGCACGAUGUACUAGAAGUGGGGGAGCCUUACGACCCUGAAAACUCGAUGGUGGCAGAAUUAGAACAAUUUUCGCAAUACUCUAUAUCGAAAUCUGUGAUUGAACUCCUUGACUAUUGCGAAAAAAUCCUACAGCAAGCCGUGAAUGGUUCAGAUAUGUCUGCAGGUAGGUUACUAGUGACCUGUCAGAAUAUCUUAAGAAGCUACACUACUUUUGUACCAGAAUACCACAAUAAACUACUGAAAACAAUUCCUCAACAAGUUGCUCUAUUCCACAAUAACUGUUUAUAUAUUAGUCAUUAUUUGAGUAAGUGGAAUGCAAAAUAUGUGUUAAAAAUGCCUUCUACUUUGGACUUACCUAGUAAAGGCUUUGAUAGGGAAAUUAGUAUCUUAAAAUCUGUCGGUUCAGAUAUUUUUGGUUCUUAUGUUAAAAGCCAAAUAAAGCAAAUUCAUGAAAUAAUGAAAUAUAGUGGUCUGGACGGAGUUAUGCUAGAAGGCGACUUAAAACCUGUGACAGAAAAGUGCAUACGACAGUGCUUGAGACAACAAGAGCUGCUAAAGACAGUAUGGCAUAAAAUAUUACCCUAUCGAAUAUAUAACGAAACUAUUGGCAUCAUUCUAAACACUUUAUGCACUUGUUUGAUAACCCCAAUUAUUAAUUUUGAAGAUAUUUCUUCCAAAUCGGCCGAACAAUUAGUGGACAUUAUUAAGAUGAUUAUUAGUCGGGGGCCGAAGUUGUUCACUGAUCCUAAAGAGGUCAGUUUGUAUGUUAAAUUUUGGUACAAAUUAAAUGAGUUGAAUUUCGUAUUGGGCGCCAGUUUGGUGGACAUCAACGAUAGAUGGGCGGAUGGAAAAGGACCUCUAGCAUUGCAGUUUAAGCCUGUAGAGUUGAAAUCACUAAUAAGAGCUUUGUUUCAAAAUACCGAUAGAAGGGCUGCUAUUUUGGUUAAAAUACAGGAAUAGGGCCAAAAAGUCUUAAUUGUUUUGGUUAUUUAUAGUUUUUAAUCAUUAAGUUUAAUAUAUUUAUGUCUAUGAAUAUUAUUUAUGUUAAUACAAUCUUUACACAA
Molecule: messenger RNA, 2297 nt
Organism: Psylliodes chrysocephalus
Lineage: Eukaryota; Metazoa; Arthropoda; Insecta; Coleoptera; Chrysomelidae
Source: the annotation of a GenBank genome assembly